This is a messenger RNA of Dipodomys ordii (Ord's kangaroo rat), 13733 nucleotides long. RefSeq names its product dynein, axonemal, heavy chain 8 (gene Dnah8). Lineage: Eukaryota; Metazoa; Chordata; Mammalia; Rodentia; Heteromyidae. The record is from RefSeq and is a predicted model, not a curated record. Gene Ontology annotation, cellular component: dynein complex. Bases 16 to 13716 code for a protein of 4566 amino acids. Gene Ontology annotation, biological process: microtubule-based movement. The transcript has 91 exons. Gene Ontology annotation, molecular function: dynein intermediate chain binding; ATP hydrolysis activity; minus-end-directed microtubule motor activity.
AAGUUCCGCCGGAGCAUGAGCGGCAUCCCUAACCUUCAGGAGACCCUGAAGGAGAGGCAGGCACGGUUUAGAGAUGCAAGGGAAAACCGAAGAAUGAAGAUUGAGUCAGCAUUUAAGUAUAUCUUUGAAGUUGUAGCGGAAAAGCUUGGCCUGGACAUAGCAACAGUUGAAGAAUUAAUUUUGGAUUGCCUUUCUCUGGAUCCAUUUGUCCACUUUUUUGAGAAAGACGGCUGUAAGACUUUGAAAAUUUUGUAUCAGGAAGGAGAUGUUCCUAGUCUUGAAUGUGGUCGAACUCUUCCUGGAGCAGGCAAAGGGGCGAAAAUGAUGAGAUUGUUUAUAGACAGCACAGCUCCCGACAAACUGAAAGGGAUGUGUCUCUUUUUCGUUCGCCUUCGUAAUGACAUUGCCUUGAAUGCUAAAAGUGUUCAUGAGGAUGUGAUGUUUACUGUUUUGGAUGCAUCGAAAGGACUCUUAGAAGGAAUCAGGAAGAUGCUGUCAAAGCUAUUUCUCCCAGCUAUUCUUGCCACAAGCAACUGGGGUGCUUUAAACCAGUCCAAGCAGGGAGAGUCUGAAAAACAUAUUUUCAUUGAGACAAUUAACAGAUACCUUUCAUUUUUAGAUGGUGCUAGAAUAAGUAUCGAGGGAACUGUGAUGUUAAAGAAGAUAGACAAUAUUGAUUUUUCUAGACUGCUCACCUUUAAAGAAGUGACAAGUGCAGCAAGCAAUUCAGAAACUGUUCACCAGCUGGAGGAGGUAUUGAUGGUGUGGUACAAGCAGAUUGAACAGGUGCUUAUUGAGAGCGAGCAGAUGAGAAAAGAAGCUGAUGAUUCCGGUCCCCUCACUGAGCUAGAACAUUGGAAGCGGAUGUCAGCCAAGUUCAACUUCAUCAUCGAGCAGAUCAAAGGACCAAGCUGUAAGGCUGUUAUUAAUGUCCUCAACGUUGCGCAUUCCAAACUGUUGAAGAACUGGCGUGAUCUGGAUGCCAGAAUCACAGAUACAGCAAAUGAAUCAAAAGAUAAUGUUAGAUAUUUGUACACUUUGGAAAAAGUCUGCCAACCUCUCUAUAACUAUGAUCUGGUUUCCAUGGCCCAUGGAAUACAAAACCUGAUUAAUGCCAUCAGAAUGAUUCACAGUGUGUCACGGUAUUACAACACCUCAGAGAGAAUGACUUCUUUGUUUAUCAAGGUAACAAAUCAAAUGGUGACGGCGUGUAAAGCAUACAUUACAGAUGGAGGAAUAAAUCAUGUAUGGGAUCAGGAAACUCCAAUAGUACUGAAGAAAAUUCAGGAUUGCAUUUUUCUAUUCAAGGAAUAUCAGACAUCUUUCCACAAAACAAGGAAACAGAUUUUAGAGUCCUCAGGGGAAAAAUCUUUUGAGGUUUCAGAAAUGUAUAUUUUUGGAAAAUUUGAAGCUUUUUGUAAAAGAUUAGAGAAAAUUACAGAAAUGAUAACAAUUGUACAAACAUAUUCAGCCUUGAAUAAUUCUACAAUAGAAGGCAUAGAUAUUAUGGCAAUAAAAUUCAAAAAUAUUUAUCAAGGGGUUAAGAAAAAGCAAUAUGACAUUCUGGAUCCACGAAGGACAGAAUUUGACACAGAUUUCUUAGAAUUUAUGGCAAAAAUCAAUAGUUUAGAGUUACAAAUACAAGGAUUUAUGAACACUACUUUUGGAAAAAUCUUAUCGUCUCAGCAGGCUCUUCAGCUACUUCAAAGAUUUCAGAAGCUGAACAUUCCCUGUCUGCAGUUAGAAAUCAAUCGUACAAUUGAGCGAAUUCUUCAGUAUUAUGUGGCUGAACUUGAAGCUACUAAGAAGCUUUAUCAUUCUCAAAAAGAAGACCCCCCUCUUGCUCGCAAUAUGCCCCCUAUAGCAGGAAAAAUCCUCUGGGUGAGACAGCUCUAUCGGCGGAUAAAUGAGCCCAUCAACUAUUUUUUUAAAAACUCAGACAUUUUAUCAAGUAAUGAAGGGAAAGCUGUGAUCCGACAGUACAACAAAAUCUCCUAUGUCCUGGUGGAAUUCGAGGUGGUGUACCACACGGCCUGGGUCAAAGAGAUUUCACAGUUACACUACGCCUUACAAGCCACGCUUUUCGUGCGACAUCCAGAAACAGGAAAGCUGCUGGUCAAUUUUGAUCCCAAAAUUUUGGAAGUUGUUCGGGAAACCAAAUGUAUGAUCAAGAUGAAGUUGGAUGUUCCCGAACAGGCAAAGAGAUUGUUAAAAUUGGAAAGUAAAUUGAAAGCAGACAAACUAUAUUUGCAGGGUCUUCUGCAGUAUUAUGAUGACCUAUGUCAGGAAGUGCCUUCUGUAUUUGUUAAUCUGAUGGCUCCUAAAACAAAACAGGUGGAGUUUGUGUUGAGGCAGGGUCUCACAGUCCUAACGUGGUCAUCUUUAACUCUGGAACGCUUCUUUCAUGAAGUUGAGUCUGUUUUGGAUAUGUUCAAUCAACUUUUAAAGAAGGUCAGUGACUUGUGUGAAAUGCAUAUUGAUACAGUUCUCAAGGAGAUAGCCAAAACUGUGUUGAUAUCUUUGCCUGAAACUGGGGCUACCAGAGUAGAAGAUAUGCUGACACUCAAUGAGACAUGCACAAAAGAAUGGGCUGAUAUUCUAAACCACAAAAGUCGGCACGUGGAAGAAGCUGUCAAAGAGCUUAUAUUAAUAUUUGAGCAACUUUAUGAAGUUAAAUACACGGGGAAAGGAGUAAUAAAAAAGUUACCAGAACAACGGAAACGUGUUGUUUUUGGAAACGACACAGAAGAGGCGGACAACAACGAGUACGAUGAGAUGGUGAAGGAAGUGGAUAGCAACGACAAAGAAGAUGAAUUUAAGAAGGUCAUUCUUUUAGAUGGGACACCCACCCCAUAUGGACGAAGACGGUCAGAGGACAUUAUUUCCUUUAUAAAAUCGGAAGUGCAUCUUGCAAUCCCUAAUGUGGUGAUGGUUCCUAGUCUAGAUGACAUUCAACAAGCCAUUAACCGCAUGAUCCAGUUAACCCUGGAGGUCAGCAGGGGAGUGGCCCACUGGGGACAGCAGCAGUCCCGCCCAAUCAAAUCCGUUAUUACCAGUAGCUCCCGCUCCGACGACCAGAAUCACCCAAGCACAGGAAAACAGAAGAAAGAAGAAAGAUCUUUUGAGGAAGUUAUUCCUGCAAGAAAGCUGAAGAACUUUUACCCCGGGGUGGCAGAGCACAAGGAUAUUUCCAAGUUGGUCCUUCUCCUUUCCUCCUCCGUGAAUUCUCUAAGAAAGGCGGCCAACGAAGCCCUGCAGGACUUUCAAAAGUACAAGAGUCUCUGGACGGAGGACCGAGAUGUGAAAGUGAAGGAGUUUUUGGCCAACAACCCUUCCCUGACUGAGAUCAGAUCUGAGAUUCUCCACUAUGCUACUUUUGAACAGGAGAUUGAUGAGUUGAAGCCCAUCAUUAUUGUAGGGGCUCUUGAAUUGCACACAGAGCCCAUGAAGUUAGCUUUAUCAAUUGAGGCGAAGGCCUGGAAGAUGUUGCUCUGUCGAUAUUUGAAUGAAGAAUACAAAAAGAAAAUGUUAGACAUGAUAGCAUUUAUCAAUGAAUACUUGAAAAAGUUGUCCAGACCCAUCCGUGAUUUAGAUGAUGUCAGAUUUGCAAUGGAAGCCUUGGCCUGUAUUCGUGAUAAUGAAAUCCAGAUGGACAUGACUUUGGGGCCAAUUGAAGAAGCCUAUGGUAUUUUAAACAGAUUCGAAGUUGAAGUAACCAAAGAAGAAUCUGAAGCGGUUGAUACCUUGAGAUACUCAUUCAACAAACUGCAGAGCAAAGCUGUUUCUGUACAAGAUGAACUAGUUCAAGUGCAGCCAAAGUUUAAGAGCAAUCUCCUUGAGGCUGUUGAAGUUUUUCGCGAGGAUGUCACAAACUUUGCAGAAGCCUAUGAGACGGAAGGACCUAUGGUUCCAAACAUACCACCCCAAGAAGCCAGCAACAGGCUACAGAUAUUUCAGGCCAACUUUGAUGAUCUCUGGAGGAAAUUUGUUACCUAUUCAUCUGGUGAACAGCUAUUUGGAUUGCCCGUAACCGACUAUGAGGUUUUACACAAAACUAGGAAAGAACUGAAUUUGCUGCAGAAACUGUAUGGCCUUUAUGACACUGUCAUGGGCAGUAUUAGCGGGUACUAUGAAAUUCUCUGGGGUGAUGUAGAUAUUGAGAAAAUCAAUGCAGAAUUACUAGAAUUUCAGAACAGAUGUCGUAAACUUCCUAAGGGGCUUAAAGAUUGGCAAGCUUUUUUGGAUCUAAAGAAAAGAAUUGAUGACUUCAGUGAGUCUUGUCCGCUAUUAGAAAUGAUGACCAAUAAGGCAAUGAAACAGAGGCACUGGGAUCGAAUCUCUGAGUUAACUGGAACCCCAUUCGAUGUGGAAUCGGAUUCUUUUUGCCUUAGAAAUAUCAUGGAAGCUCCACUCCUUAAAAACAAGGAUGAUAUCGAGGAUAUUUGCAUAUCUGCCAGUAAGGAAAAGGAUAUUGAAGCCAAGCUGAGUCUAGUGGUUGAUAAUUGGACCAAUCAGAACCUGAGUUUUGCAACAUUUAAAGGGAAGGGAGAACUCCUGCUCAAAGGAACUGAAUCGGGAGAAAUUAUCACUUUGAUGGAGGAUAGCUUAAUGGUCUUAGGCUCCUUGCUAAGCAACAGAUAUAAUGCUCCGUUUAAAAAAAGUAUCCAGAACUGGGUGUAUAAACUGUCUACUUCCUCGGACAUCAUUGAAGAGUGGCUGGUGGUGCAAAACCUUUGGGUCUACCUUGAAGCCGUCUUCGUGGGGGGAGAUAUUGCCAAGCAGCUGCCUCAGGAAGCAAAACGUUUUCAGAAUAUUGACAAGUCGUGGGUAAAAAUCAUGCAGAGAGCUCACGAGAACCCCAAUGUGAUCAGUUGUUGUGUUGGAGAUGAGACCAUGGGACAGCUUUUGCCUCAUUUACACGAACAGCUGGAAGUGUGUCAGAAGUCACUUUCAGGGUAUUUGGAGAAGAAACGACUAUUGUUUCCAAGAUUUUUCUUUGUAUCUGAUCCAGUUCUUCUGGAAAUCCUUGGACAAGCCAGUGAUUCGCAUACCAUACAGCCUCAUCUCCCUGCAGUGUCUGACAACAUAAACGAGGUAACAUUUCAUCAAAAAGACUACGAUCGGAUGAUGGCCGUCAUAUCAAGAGAAGGAGAAAAGAUUGUUUUGGACACUCCUGUCAUGGCCAAAGGUCCGGUGGAGAUUUGGCUUCUGGACUUGUUAAAAGUGCAGAUGUCAUCAUUGCAUAAUAUAAUUCGAGCUGCAUUCUAUCAGAUCAGCGAUUCGGGAUUUCAACUCUUACCUUUUCUCCAGCACUUUCCAGCACAGGUUGGGCUCCUGGGAAUUCAGAUGUUAUGGACGCAUGAUUCAGAAGAGGCUUUAAACAAUGCAAAAGAUGACAGGAAGAUCAUGCAAUUGACUAAUCAGAAAUUUUUGGACAUCUUAAAUACACUUAUUAGUCAGACAACACAUGACCUGACCAAGUUUGACAGAGUGAAGUUUGAAACUCUAAUUACCAUCCAUGUGCAUCAAAGAGAUAUUUUUGAUGACUUGGUAAAAAUGCACAUCAAGUCUGCCACUGAUUUUGAAUGGCUAAAACAGAGUCGAUUUUAUUUUAAGGAAGAUUUGGAUCAGACAGUGGUGUCUAUUACUGAUGUUGAUUUUGUUUACCAAAAUGAAUUUCUGGGGUGCACCGAUCGCCUCGUUAUCACUCCAUUAACCGAUAGAUGCUAUAUCACGCUAGCGCAGGCGUUGGGAAUGAACAUGGGAGGUGCCCCGGCCGGCCCUGCAGGCACUGGCAAAACAGAAACCACAAAAGACAUGGGCCGGUGUCUUGGAAAGUAUGUGGUGGUUUUUAACUGCUCAGAUCAGAUGGACUUCAGAGGCCUAGGAAGGAUUUUCAAAGGUCUUGCACAGUCUGGUUCCUGGGGCUGUUUUGAUGAGUUUAACAGAAUUGAAUUGCCUGUGUUAUCAGUGGCGGCCCAACAGAUUUAUAUUGUUUUGACAGCAAGAAAAGAGAGGAAAAAACAGUUCAUUUUUUCUGAUGGUGAUUGUGUUGAUUUAAACCCAGAAUUUGGAAUCUUCUUAACAAUGAACCCUGGAUAUGCUGGGCGCCAGGAGCUGCCAGAAAACUUGAAAAUCCAGUUCAGAACUGUUGCUAUGAUGGUCCCUGACCGACAGAUCAUUAUGCGGGUUAAACUUGCAAGCUGUGGCUUUCUGGAAAAUGUGAUCUUGGCUCAGAAGUUUUAUGUGCUUUACAAACUCUGUGAAGAGCAACUUACUAAGCAGGUCCAUUAUGACUUCGGCUUGAGAAAUAUUCUAUCUGUAUUGAGGACACUUGGAUCACAAAAGAGAGCCAGACCAGAAGACAGUGAAUUAAGCACAGUCAUGAGAGGACUGAGAGAUAUGAACCUUUCUAAAUUGGUGGAUGAAGAUGAGCCCUUGUUCCUCAGCUUAAUCAACGACCUGUUUCCAGGAUUACAGCUGGACAGUAAUACAUAUGUGGAACUGCAAGCUGCUGUGGCCAACCAGGUUCAGCUAGAAGGACUGAUUAACCACCCGCCCUGGAACCUCAAACUUGUACAGUUAUAUGAGACAUCUCUGGUACGGCACGGCUUGAUGACUCUUGGGCCCAGUGGUUCUGGGAAGACAGCCGUUAUAACAAUUCUAAUGAAGGCGCUGACGGAAUGUGGAAGACCCCACAGGGAAAUGCGAAUGAACCCCAAAGCCAUUACUGCACCCCAGAUGUUUGGCAGGCUGGAUACCGCUACCAAUGACUGGACCGAUGGAAUUUUUUCUACUCUGUGGAGAAAAACAUUAAAGGCUAAAAAAGGUGAAAACAUUUUCCUCAUUUUAGAUGGUCCCGUGGAUGCCAUUUGGAUUGAGAAUUUAAACUCUGUGUUGGAUGACAACAAGACCCUCACAUUAGCUAAUGGGGAUCGCAUUCCUAUGGCCCCCAGUUGUAAGCUUCUGUUUGAGGUCCACAAUAUUGAGAACGCAUCUCCAGCCACCGUGUCUCGCAUGGGCAUGGUCUACAUCAGCAGCUCCGCUCUCAGCUGGAGGCCGAUACUACAGGCAUGGUUGAAGAAGCGUACUGUUCAGGAAGCCACCACAUUCCUGAGUCUGUAUGACAAAGCAUUUGAAGAUGCUUAUACAUACAUGAAACUAAACCUCAGUCCCAAGAUGCAGCUCUUAGAGUGCAACUAUAUUGUGCAAUCUCUCAAUCUCCUGGAAGGUUUAAUUCCCUCCAAAGAAGAAGGUGGCGUCUCGUCCGUUGAUCACCUCCAUAAAUUGUUUGUCUUUGGUCUAAUGUGGAGUUUAGGAGCCCUUUUGGAACUAGAUAACAGAGAAAAACUUGAACUCUUUUUACGAAAUCACGGAAGCAAUUUAGACUUGCCCAAAAUACCUAAAGGCACAAAUCAGACCAUGUAUGAGUUUUUUGUUACUGAUUAUGGUGAUUGGGAGCACUGGAAUAAGAAACUUCAGCCAUAUUAUUAUCCAACUGACAGUAUUCCAGAAUAUUCAUCAAUUUUGGUUCCGAAUGUUGACAAUAUUAGAACAAGUUUUCUGAUGGAAACCAUUGCAAAACAAUUUAAAGCUGUUCUGCUCACGGGAGAGCAGGGAACUGCAAAGACUGUGAUGAUAAAGGCCUAUCUGAAAAAAUAUGAUCCUGAAGUCCAGCUAUCCAAAUCCGUCAACUUUUCAUCUGCCACAGAACCAAUGAUGUUUCAGAGAACAAUCGAGAGCUACGUGGAUAAGCGAAUGGGAAGCACAUAUGGGCCCCCAGGAGGGAGAAAAAUGACUGUCUUUAUUGAUGACAUUAAUAUGCCUAUUAUUAAUGAGUGGGGAGAUCAGAUCACUAACGAGAUUGUGCGGCAGAUGAUGGAGAUGGAAGGGAUGUACAGUUUAGACAAACCCGGAGACUUCACCACCAUCGUGGAUGUCCAGAUCAUCGCAGCCAUGAUUCACCCCGGAGGGGGUCGGAAUGACAUUCCGCAGCGGUUAAAGCGACAGUUCACUGUCUUCAAUUGUACACUGCCAUCCAAUACUUCAAUAGACAAGAUUUUUGGAGUGAUUGGCUGUGGAUACUUUGAUCCUUGUAGAAAGUUCAAGCCUCAAAUAUGUGAUAUGAUUGGGAAUUUGGUCUCAGUGGGCAGAGUGCUGUGGCAGUGGACAAAGGUGAAGAUGUUGCCGACACCUUCUAAAUUUCAUUAUAUCUUCAAUCUUCGAGACCUUUCCAGAAUUUGGCAAGGAAUGUUAACUAUAAGAGCAGACGAGUGUGACUCUCUUGCUAUUCUCCUGUCACUUUUCAAACACGAGUGUAACAGAGUGAUUGCAGACAGAUUUAUAACUCCCGAAGACGAGUACUGGUUUAACACACAACUUGUCCGUGCAAUUGAAGAGACCGUUGGCUCGGAGGUAGUGUCAUACAUUCACCCGGAACCGUAUUUUGUGGAUUUUCUCCGUGACAUGCCUGAACCAACUGGCGAGGAACCUGAAGACUCUCUAUUCGAAGUGCCCAAAGUCUAUGAAUUGAUACCAUCAUAUGAAUUUCUGGCUGAAAAACUGCAAUUCUACCAAAAGCAGUUCAAUGAAAUCAUUCGAGGAACUACUCUUGAUCUGGUGUUUUUUAAAGAUGCAAUGACUCAUCUUGUUAAGAUUUCCCGAAUCAUUCGAACCUCCUGUGGAAAUGCGUUGCUGGUGGGCGUUGGUGGUUCAGGAAAACAGAGCCUUUCAAGACUGGCUUCUUUCAUUGCUGGAUAUCAGAUAUUUCAAAUAACAUUAACCAGGUCUUACAACGUGAAUAAUCUCAUCGAUGACUUAAAAUUUCUGUAUAGAGUUGCGGGCGGCGAGGGAAAGGGCAUUACCUUUAUCUUCACUGACAACGAGAUCAAAGAUGAGGCAUUUCUAGAGUACCUGAACAACCUGCUGUCCUCGGGGGAGAUCUCCAGUUUGUUUGCACGAGACGAGCUAGAUGAGAUCACCCAAGGUCUGAUAUCUGUGAUGAAAAAGGAGUUGCCUCGCCAUCCUCCUACCUUCGAUAACCUGUACGAAUACUUCAUUUCCAGGUCCAGGAGGAACCUGCACGUGGUUCUCUGCUUCUCCCCUGUUGGUGAGAAGUUUCGAGCUCGUUCUCUGAAAUUCCCUGGCUUGAUAUCGGGUUGUACAAUGGACUGGUUCAGCCGCUGGCCGAAGGAGGCUCUGGUGGCCGUGUCCUCCUACUUCCUGCUGGAAUAUAAUAUCGUCUGCUCUCUUGAAACUAAAAAGCAAGUUGUAGAAACAAUGGGCCUCUUUCAUGACUUGGUUUCUGAGAGCUGUGAAAAUUAUUUCCAAAGGUACCGCCGACGAGCGCAUGUGACUCCCAAAUCUUACCUUUCGUUUAUAAAUGGCUAUAAAAACAUUUACACCGAGAAGGUGAAAUAUAUCAAUGAACAAGCUGACCGCAUGAAUAUUGGUCUCGAUAAGCUCAUGGAAGCGAGUGAGUCAGUUGCUAAACUCUCCCAGGACCUUGCCGUCAAGGAGAAGGAGUUAGCCGUGGCUUCUGUGAAAGCAGAUGAAGUGUUGGCGGAAGUCACGAUAAGUGCUCAGGCUUCAGCCAAAGUGAAAAAUGAAGUGCAGGAGGUGAAAGACAAAGCCCAGAAGAUCGUGGACGAAAUUGAUUCUGAGAAAGUCAAAGCAGAGUCAAAACUGGAGGCGGCAAAACCUGCCCUGGAAGAAGCAGAGGCCGCCCUGAAUACUAUCAAACCAAAUGAUAUUGCCACGGUCAGGAAGCUGGCAAAACCCCCGCAUCUUAUUAUGAGGAUCAUGGACUGUGUAUUGUUACUGUUUCAAAAGAAAAUCGACCCUGUUACUAUGGAUCCAGAGAAACCGUGCUGCAAGCCAUCCUGGGGGGAAUCAUUAAAGCUGAUGAGUGCGACAGGAUUCCUGUGGAGCCUUCAGCAGUUCCCAAAGGACACAAUCAACGAAGAGACAGUUGAGUUGUUGCAGCCCUAUUUCAAUAUGGAGGAUUACACCUUUGAAAGUGCCAAAAAAGUCUGUGGAAACGUGGCUGGUCUGCUGUCUUGGACACUUGCUAUGGUGAUAUUUUAUGGCAUCAACAGGGAAGUGUUGCCUCUGAAGGCGAACCUGGCCAAGCAGGAAGGCCGCUUAGCCGUGGCUAAUGCUGAGCUAGGGAAAGCCCAGGCACUGCUGGACGAGAAGCAAGCCGAGCUGGAUAAAGUACAAGCGAAAUUUGAUGCAGCAAUGAAUGAGAAAAUGGAUCUGCUCAAUGACGCAGACAUGUGCCGGAAGAAGAUGCAGGCUGCCUCUGCCCUCAUCGAUGGGCUGAGCGGAGAGAAAGUCCGGUGGACCCAGCAAAGUAAAGAGUUCAAAGCUCAGAUUAAUCGACUGGUGGGUGAUGUGCUGCUCUGCACUGGCUUCCUCUCCUACCUUGGGCCUUUCAAUCAGAUAUUUAGGAACUAUUUGCUGAAAGAGCAAUGGGAGUUGGAGUUGAGAUCCCGGAAGAUUCCAUUCACGGAAAACCUGAAUCUGAUUGCGAUGUUGGUGGAUCCUCCAACCAUUGGCGAGUGGGGGUUGCAAGGACUGCCAGGAGAUGACCUCUCAAUUCAGAAUGGCAUUAUUGUGACAAAGGCCACCAGAUACCCACUCCUCAUAGAUCCACAAACUCAGGGCAAAACUUGGAUUAAGUCAAAGGAAAAAGAAAAUGAUUUGCAGGUGACAACUCUGAACCACAAAUACUUCCGCACACAUCUGGAAGACUGCCUGUCCUUGGGGCGACCCCUUCUCAUUGAGGACAUUCGGGAAGAACUGGAUCCCGCCUUGGAUAAUGUGUUAGAAAAGAAUUUCAUUAAAUCAGGCACCAGUUUCAAGGUGAAGGUGGGCGACAAGGAGUGCGACAUCAUGGACACCUUCAAGCUGUACAUCACCACCAAGCUGCCCAACCCGGCCUUCACGCCCGAGAUCAACGCCAAGACCUCCGUCAUCGACUUCACCGUCACCAUGAAGGGGCUGGAGAACCAGCUGCUGCGGAGGGUCAUCCUCACCGAGAAGCAGGAGCUAGAGUCCGAGAGGGUUAAACUUAUGGAGGAUGUUACGUUUAAUAAGCGGAAGAUGAAAGAGCUUGAAGAUAACCUGCUGUUUAAAUUAAGCACCACGAAAGGUUCCUUGGUAGAUGAUGAGUCUCUCAUUGGCGUCCUGAGAACCACCAAGCUGACGGCCGCGGAGGUCAGUGAAAAACUGCACGUAGCAGCAGAAACAGAGAUCAAGAUUAACACAGCCCAGGAGGAGUUCAGGCCAGCAGCCACCCGUGGGAGCAUCCUCUACUUUCUCAUCACAGAGAUGAGCAUGGUCAACAUCAUGUACCAGACAUCGCUGGCCCAGUUCCUCAAGUUAUUCGACCAGUCCAUGGCCAGAUCUGAAAAGUCUCCAUUACCUCAAAAGAGAAUUGUCAAUAUUAUCGAGUAUCUGACAUACGAAGUUUUUACGUACUCUGUCAGGGGCCUGUAUGAAAACCACAAAUUCCUCUUUGUCCUCCUCAUGACCCUGAAGAUUGAUCUUCAGAGGGGGACGGUUAAGCACCGGGAGUUCCACGCUCUCAUUAAAGGGGGUGCUGCGCUGGAUCUGAAAGCCUGCCCGCCCAAGCCCUUUCGCUGGAUCCUUGAUAUGACGUGGCUGAACCUUGUGGAGCUGAGCAAACUUCCUCAAUUUGCAGAAAUUAUGAACCAGAUAUCACGGAAUGAGAAGGGGUGGAAAAGCUGGUUUGAUAAAGAUGCUCCAGAGGAGGAGAUCAUACCCGACGGGUACAAUGAUUCGCUGGACACCUGCCACAAACUCUUACUUAUCAGGUCUUGGUGCCCAGACCGCACUGUUUUCCAAGCAAGAAAGUAUAUUGCCGACUCUUUGGAGGAGAAGUACACAGAGCCGGUCAUCUUAAACCUGGAGAAAACAUGGGAAGAGAGUGACUCCCGGACGCCGCUCAUCUGUUUCCUGUCCAUGGGAUCUGAUCCCACCAUUCAAAUCGACGCACUGGCCAAGAAACUGAAGCUGGAAUGUAGAACUAUCUCCAUGGGACAGGGACAAGAAGUGCAUGCUCGGAAACUCAUUCAGAUGUCAAUGCAGCAGGGCGGUUGGGUCUUACUGCAGAAUUGUCACCUUGGCCUGGAAUUCAUGGAGGAAUUACUAGAGACACUGAUCACCACGGAAGCCAAUGAUGAUUCUUUCCGAGUGUGGAUCACCACGGAGCCUCAUGACCGAUUUCCAAUCACAUUGCUUCAGACUUCUCUCAAAUUCACGAAUGAGCCUCCCCAAGGGGUGCGCGCGGGUCUAAAAAGAACAUUCGCCGGGAUCAAUCAAGACCUUCUGGACAUCAGCAAUUUACCCAUGUGGAAACCCAUGCUCUACACAGUCGCGUUUUUACACUCCACUGUGCAGGAAAGACGAAAAUUUGGUCCUCUAGGAUGGAAUAUUCCCUAUGAAUUCAAUUCUGCUGACUUUUCAGCCAGUGUUCAGUUUAUUCAGAAUCACCUGGAUGAAUGUGAUAUUAAAAAGGGUGUUUCGUGGAGUACGGUUCGGUACAUGAUUGGAGAAGUACAAUAUGGAGGCAGAGUGACAGAUGACUUUGACAAACGUCUGCUUAAUUGCUUUGCUAGAGUCUGGUUCAGCGAGAAGAUGUUUGAACCUACCUUCUGUUUUUAUACUGGCUAUAAAAUCCCCGUAUGCAAAACCUUGGACCAGUAUUUUGAGUACAUCCAGUCCCUGCCGUCCUUAGAUAACCCUGAAGUCUUUGGGCUUCACCCCAAUGCUGAUAUCACGUAUCAGAGCAACACCGCUUCCGACGUUCUUGAAACAAUUACCAACAUUCAGCCCAAAGAGAGCGGAGGAGGAGUGGGGGAGACCCGCGAGGCCAUCGUGUACAGGCUGUCUGAAGACAUGUUGAGCAAGCUGCCCCCGGAUUACAUUCCCCACGAGGUGAAAGCUCGCUUGGUAAAGAUGGGGCAUCUGAAUUCAAUGAACAUAUUUCUCAGACAAGAAAUUGACAGGAUGCAAAGGGUCAUCUCAAUACUUCGCAGCAGCCUGAGUGACCUCAAGUUGGCCAUUGAAGGUACCAUCAUCAUGAGCGAGAACCUGAGAGACGCUCUGGACAACAUGUAUGACGCUCGAAUCCCUCAGCUCUGGAAGAGGGUGUCCUGGGAUUCCUCCACCCUGGGCUUCUGGUUUACCGAACUUUUGGAAAGGAACGCUCAGUUUUCUACCUGGAUCUUCGAUGGGAGGCCUAAUGUGUUCUGGAUGACUGGUUUCUUUAAUCCCCAAGGAUUCCUCACAGCAAUGAGGCAAGAAGUGACCCGUGCCCACAAAGGCUGGGCUCUGGACACGGUGACCAUUCACAAUGACGUGCUGCGGCAGACCAAGGAGGAAAUCGUGUCGCCUCCUGCGGAAGGCGUGUAUAUUUAUGGGCUGUACAUGGAUGGCGCAGGCUGGGACCGGAGGAACGGGAAGCUCACAGAAUCCACCCCCAAGGUGCUCUUCACACAGCUGCCUGUGCUCCACAUCUUUGCGAUUAACUCCACGGCGCCCAAGGACCCCAAACUGUACGUGUGUCCCAUUUACAAGAAACCCAGACGCACCGACCUGACUUUCAUCACUGUGGUAUAUUUGCGAACAGUGUUGGCCCCGGAUCACUGGAUCCUGAGGGGCGUGGCCCUUUUGUGUGACGUCAAGUAACCUCGUUUCCACAUGCC